AAUUAAAAUGUUCUCCAAAGCUAAGUCCUUCUUGUCCAGCAAAUUUUUGGCACCAGUAGGAGUUCUUGGCCUUGCAGCUUCCGGAUUGGAAUUGAUCUUCUCAGAACCAUCUCAUCAUAAUAUGAAUCUGUCGAUCGGGUUUACGGUAGCAUCCCCGUUUAUGGCAGUGCAUGCAAUUAACAUCAGGCCGAAGAAUUAUGCACUUAGUGCUUGUUGGAUGAUCAACGGAGCUGUAUACUGAAUCUUAGCAAAGGACUCAGCUAAAAAUUACAAGACAGUAAGGGAGGAACAGCAGAGGAUCGCGGAGAAAUAUUUUAAAUAAUUGCGUCAUAUCCUCAAGUGUUCAGAAAGAGCUCACUGGCCAAAAUCGAGAUUUCAAGGCAUAAU
Messenger RNA from Moneuplotes crassus, 387 nucleotides. Lineage: Eukaryota; Ciliophora; Spirotrichea; Euplotida; Euplotidae. The record is from the annotation of a GenBank genome assembly.